This is a messenger RNA of Trichoderma aggressivum f. europaeum, 1494 nucleotides long. RefSeq lists its product as uncharacterized. Bases 1 to 1494 code for a protein of 497 amino acids. NCBI's taxonomy places the organism in Eukaryota, Fungi, Ascomycota, Sordariomycetes, Hypocreales, Hypocreaceae. The record is from RefSeq and is a predicted model, not a curated record. The transcript has 4 exons.
AUGCCGCCAAACAGCAUCAUCCAAAUUACUGACGACGACGAAGAUAAUCAGGAAUAUUCGCAAAUGAAGAAAGCAGCCCAACCGGCCAAGACUCCAUCUCGUCGACGCGGUGGAGACAAACGGCCCAACUAUAAGGAAUGCGGUAAUGGCGACUCUGGAAGCGCAUCUGAUACCGAGGAAGCAAAUGAUGAAUACAUGGGCUUCAAAGGAGAUAUUCCAGCAAAGAAGCCCAGUGCCGCAAAAAAGGUGGCCUCCCGGGCGCAGCGUCCACAAGAUGCCAAGCAAGAGCCAAUGAGCUCAGAACAACAGACCCCAGAUCGCCGCGUGAUUAUCAAACCCGUAAAAAGAAGUCAUGGCGAUGAUGAAAGCGAGCCUGUGAAGCCCGCAAAGCGUGGCCGGAAGCCCACAGCCAGUACGGAGAUUAAGAGAUUUGAGAAGGACGCCCUCGCAUUAGCUGAGAGAUUUGGCUCCAAGAUGAUUGAGUACGAAACUACCAGAUCCGAGAACCAAAAUCUUCAAGCUCAAAUCAAAACUCUCAAAUCGGAGCUUGAACAAGCGCAACAAGCUCACAAGCAAAGUGAAGCAUCGUUCAACCAAAAGAUAGAUCAGCUUAAAAACGAUUCACAAAAAUGGCGAUGUGACCUUGCCUCUGCUCUUGAAGCAGCGAAGAAGAACUCUGGCAAAUACGUCAAAGUUUCUGACUCCGAAGUUGCGCAGAACUGGAUGACAUUAUCUUACAAUAUCCGAGGCCUAGUCUCUCAGUGCCUCACUCAGAUCCCAGCUGAUCAAGAUACGAUUCUCGAGUCAUUGGUGAUGGAGCACCGGCUCUUAUCCAUAGACGAUAUGUCGACUUUACGCAGCUGUAUUCUUCGACGAGCGGGAAAGAUUGGUAACACUUUGACACAGAGUCUGCUUAUAAAGAACUAUCAUCACAGAAACGACCCCAAGUACCUCCAAAUUAUCAGCCAGAUUAAGUCUAGAGUAGUCGCAGACCUUAGUGACGAAGGUCAUCUCAACAAAGAAGCCAUGGAGGCUCUCAUUAACAAAGCCAAGAAGCGACUUGGUCCUUUCAUACCAAAGCCAAAGGUGAAUCAAUUCAGGAAUGAAAUAAGAAGAUUGAUUACGGAUACGGCAGACUUGCAUCUCAUGAGAAUGAAGUCAAAGGCUAUCUUCUUACUAUAUUGGUGUGGAGAUGAUGAUGGCAAGAGACUUCACCCUUAUGACCAGAAUCAAAUGAAAUCUAUUCAGUACGACAAAGACACCGAUAUAUCCAAUUUCUCUGUUAAGUUUGUCGAAGCCCCUGCCCUAAUGAAAAUUGGGACUGCAGACGGGGAGAAGUUCGAUACCAGCAUGAUCCUUUGUAAAUCCGAGGUGGCUCUUACAGAGGAUGACAAUGAAGAUAGUGAAGAUGGCGACGAUUUUGAAGAAGAUGACGAUGAGAGUAGUGAAGAUAGCGACGAAGAUGACGAUGAAGAUGAGAGAGGUGGCCAAUGA